ACUGGAAUCUAUCUUUGGCAUAGUACAGUUGAGUGAACGAGAUGUUGGUGGCGGUUAUAAAUCACGCAAAAGACUUGCCGAAGGCCGAAACUACUUGCUUGCUUCAAUAUGCGACUGAUUAUCGGGUAUAUAUGUGGAGCUCUGUCAAAGUCUAACCCUUCUACCAAAUUUAGUACAGAAAGCUCUUCGAGGUGGUAUCGGCAACAAAUCCAUCAACGCACUAGUCGAUACAAUGGCUCCUAUCCGAUCCCGUAUACAUUAUGCCAAUCCCGAGGUACAACUCUCCAUGCUCGGUAGAAAAUUCGGCACACUCAAACGAACACUGUAGUGAUGGCUGGCACAGAUUAGCUCUCGCUGAAAGUGCGUGAAGUGACGUGAGGCUCCCAUGAUGGCUAACAUAUUAAAAGGCCGAUGAAAUGCUUACUGAUACAGACGGGUAUUAAAAGCGGCUGACGGGGUGCAGCUGCUUAGCUGUACGGGUGUAGACGUCGUGGAUCCUAGUCAGACGAUGACCUGGCCAGACGUCGGCCGGGACGUUCGAGAAUGACACUGCCUCCAAUCAAAUGCAUUUGUGUGAAGCAAGCGAAGGUCGAGAACUUUUCAGCGUCUGACUUGGAGUAAAACACUGUGAUCUACAAGACACGCGAGCUCGUACCGGUCGGCGAGUAUGACCGAGGGUCCAGAACCGCAAGACAGCGCGAAAGCCAGUGGAGCAGCAAGACGCCAUCCGGCGCGAUAUCCCGAGAACUGACAGAACGGGCGUCUGCGCGGGUCACGCACGAGCCGACUCCUAGUCCACUCGGUACUUGGGUCGUUCUGACAGGAAUGUUCGGCCCGGUCUCCGGUUCCAUAAAGGGCGCACAGCCACCGGCGAGGCCCAUGGUUCCCGUCGUCCGGACAAAGCCCAUUUCACGUUGUGCGUGUGAGGCCGCUGCAAUGACCGUUCGCCUCGGGUCGAUCUCGGCACGAGUCUCUGUUCCCUGCCUGCCGCUUUUGUCCGUCCCUCGACGGCCUUUUCCCCAUUGAUGACAACUUUACAAGUUCCUCGCUCGUCCCGUCCAGCGGUCGCAGGAGUGACUGACUCCGCGUCCGCGGCUGGAUCGUGCUUUUAUGGCAGCCAGAGGAGGAGGAGGAGGAGAAGGAAUAAAGCGCAGCGCGACGAGACACAGGAAAGAGGAGGGAAAAAUUGAGCUCUUCCUCGCUUCGAUCUGCUGUAUUGUUCUGAAUAUUCCAAAGCAGCUGGACAGCAGUCAAAAGUCGGUCGGCCGCCUGAUGAACGUGAGGUCUUACUAACCAAGGAGAAGAUCGGAAUCAGUAGACAUCACACAUGAAAAUCAAACAGCAAGUGGAGGUGAAUUUCAAAUCUGGGACUCUGGAGCAUGGACUUUGACCGAGAAAGUGGACAACAAUUGGAGCUCCCAUGGAGUAGACGAUCUUAGUGGAAGAAUUCAAGGCGGAUGUAGACACAAAUAUGUCUUCAGGUAUCUAUAGAAAAGAGCAAUCAAAUGUCCUGGAAUCUAACGCUUCGGUUGAAGCUGAACUCUCUAGGCUACCAGCCUUAUCAAGAUAUUGUACAGAGGCAAGUCAAAUGUAUCUUUACAGAAGAGCAGGCAGGUGCUGCACCUGGAUCUGCUCAGGAACUUCACUUUUUUGAAUAGUUUCGAAAGCUGACAAUUUUAUCAGCCUCUCCUCCACCUCGGGGCUUUCCCGAAUUCGGGUGAAAUCUAUUGGAAUCUAAAUUUACAUUUACAAGAGUACUGUCAGCCUUCUCGAGCCACGACCGGGCAGACUGAGGCGCUACCACUUGGUGUACCCCGGAGCCGACGAGCCCAAAGACCCUCGUUACAGCAAGUAAUCGACAUAUAUAACAGAAGAAUCGUUGGACGAGUGCUCGAGCCUCCUGCCGGAAUGUUUCGUGGAUGAAGAUUUAUAAUUGCCGAAAGCCAAUCGGCUCGGGCUGCUCUUCCCGGUGAGCCUCAUCACCACUCGCAUGUAUGCGUCUUUGAGCUUCCGGCAUAAGCUCGCGGGGGAAACAAUGCUGAUGCGCAGCUUCGGAAUCUUCAAACCCCAUGAGCGCUUCCCCAAUCUCGUACUCUUGAUCGCCCUUCUUCGGCUCCGCGGAUAGUAGCGCGGAUUCAUCUGUUCAUACGUGUCUCGCAGCCGAUACUUCCUCACUCGUUUCCAAAUUAACGGGAGCAGGCCCGAGUACCCAUCCAUCGAGCCCAUUUUCGAUCCAAAAUUCAUCAGCACCGACGAGUUUCUCCCCCUCAGUACGAUCGCCUUCUCCGAGUCUGCCUCCUGGCGCCGCGAAUCCUUCCAGCUCUGAAUGCCUCCUCACCUUCCCAUCACCCUCGAGUCUAAUGGCAUAAUCGUCAAAUCUUUGUUCAGGAAGGUCUGAAACUCAUCCUUGCUGUAAAACCAAGACCUCUGCUGCUCCAAACCAUUUCUGCAGUUCCACUGCUGCUCUGAUUCCGAACAACUUUCUCUGUCGUAGAUCACGAACACGAACGAAUCCCCUCGCUGCACACCAAAAUCGGCAGAGCACCAGUCCAAAGGCAGGUGCAACGAGUCCGGAGCUUCCGAAUCCUCAGUGUGUGAAACAACCCCGGACUCAAAAAAAACCCGAGAAGGGAAACGAAAUCUGUGAAGGUGUAGUAGCAGCCCCUGGCGAGAGCGGUGGACCGAAGAGCGUCAGCUGGGGCGCCGCAUGAGACGGAGGAGUCGGAUGAGAACGAAGCCCGGAGACGCCAGCUGAAUAUGAAGGCCCUAUCUGCGUGCGUGCGUGCCUUGCUUCUUUGGAUUUCCUUCUCAGCACACCGGUCCAACCGAAACCAGCAUUGCCGCCUCGCCUGCAACAAAUGAAACGAUCUGCCUCAACGUGGCCUUUAAUCCGCGUACGACCAACUUCAACCGGCGUCAAAGAUUUCCACAAACGUGGUCAGUCAUCACUCUCGCGUCCUGCCCUGCCCUGCCCUGCCUUGCCUUGUGGACUCUCUGCUCUCCGAAGACGAGGCCCUGGACUCUCUUGAAAAUCUCG
Marchantia polymorpha subsp. ruderalis is the source of this 3037-nucleotide messenger RNA. Lineage: Eukaryota; Viridiplantae; Streptophyta; Marchantiopsida; Marchantiales; Marchantiaceae. The record is from the annotation of a GenBank genome assembly.